UCCCGUCCAGACGUCAGAAGAGCUUCCGGUGUGAGCCGGAAGUUCCUCCGAGAGCUGAAGACGCCGUGGGCAGGCGUUUGGCUGUACCCCAGUGUGUGUGGCAGUCGCUGCCAUGGGCAAAAGAGACCGGGCGGACCGCGACAAGAAGAAGUCCAAGAAGCGGCACUACGAGGAUGAGGAAGAAGAUGACGACGACGCCCCUGGAAACGACUCUCAGGAGGCCGUACCCUCAGCGGCCGGGAAGCAGGUGGACGAGUCGGGCACCAAAGUGGACGAGUACGGGGCCAAAGACUACAGGCUGCAGAUGCCUCUCAAGGAUGACCACGCUUCCAGGCCCCUCUGGGUGGCUCCUGAUGGCCACAUCUUCUUGGAAGCCUUCUCUCCAGUUUACAAAUAUGCCCAAGACUUCCUGGUGGCUAUUGCCGAGCCGGUGUGCCGGCCAACCCACGUGCAUGAGUACAAGCUAACUGCCUACUCCCUGUAUGCAGCUGUCAGCGUUGGGCUGCAAACCAGUGACAUCACUGAGUACCUCAGGAAGCUCAGCAAGACUGGAGUCCCCGAUGGAAUCAUGCAGUUUAUUAAGCUGUGUACGGUUAGCUAUGGGAAGGUCAAGCUGGUCCUGAAGCAUAACAGGUACUUUGUUGAAAGCUCGCACCCCGAUGUCAUCCAGCAUCUUCUUCAGGACCCAGUGAUCCGGGAAUGCCGCCUGAGGAACUCUGAGGGGGAGGCCACGGAGCUCAUCACAGAGACUUUCACGAGCAAAUCUGCUAUUUCUAAGACUGUUGAAGGAGGCGGCGGGCCCUCCACCUCCCGGGUGACAGAUCCACAGGGUAAAUCUGACAUCCCUACGGACCUGUUUGAUUUCUAUGAGCAAAUGGACAAGGAUGAGGAAGAGGAGGAAGAGACACAGACAGUGUCCUUUGAAGUCAAACAGGAAAUGAUUGAGGAGCUCCAGAAGCGUUGCAUCCACCUAGAGUACCCUCUGUUGGCUGAAUACGACUUCCGGAAUGAUUCUGUCAACCCUGAUAUCAACAUUGAUCUGAAACCCACAGCUGUCCUCAGACCCUACCAGGAGAAGAGCUUGCGGAAGAUGUUUGGCAAUGGGCGUGCACGUUCUGGGGUCAUUGUUCUUCCAUGCGGUGCUGGGAAGUCCCUGGUUGGUGUGACGGCUGCGUGCACCGUCAGAAAACGCUGUCUGGUGCUGGGGAACUCAGCUGUGUCUGUGGAACAGUGGAAAGCCCAGUUCAAGAUGUGGUCCACCAUCGAUGACAGCCAGAUUUGCCGCUUCACCUCCGAUGCCAAGGACAAGCCCAUAGGCUGCUCCGUUGCCAUUAGCACUUACUCCAUGCUGGGCCACACCACCAAAAGGUCCUGGGAGGCUGAGCGUGUCAUGGAGUGGCUCAAAACCCAGGAGUGGGGCCUCAUGAUCCUGGAUGAGGUGCACACAAUACCAGCCAAGAUGUUCCGCCGGGUGCUCACCAUCGUGCAGGCCCACUGCAAGCUGGGCUUGACCGCAACCCUCGUCCGGGAAGAUGACAAGAUUGUCGACUUAAAUUUUCUGAUCGGGCCUAAGCUCUAUGAAGCCAACUGGAUGGAGCUGGAGAACAACGGCUACAUCGCCAAAGUCCAGUGUGCUGAGGUUUGGUGCCCAAUGUCACCCGAAUUUUACCGGGAGUAUGUGGCAAUCAAAACCAAGAAACGAAUCUUGCUGUACACCAUGAACCCCAACAAGUUCAGGGCUUGUCAGUUUCUGAUCAAGUUUCAUGAAAGGAGGAAUGACAAGAUUAUUGUGUUUGCUGACAACGUGUUUGCUCUGAAGGAGUACGCCAUUCGGCUGAACAAACCCUAUAUUUAUGGCCCCACAUCCCAGGGGGAAAGGAUGCAGAUUCUCCAGAAUUUCAAGCACAAUCCCAAAAUCAACACCAUCUUCAUAUCCAAGGUAGGUGACACAUCGUUUGACCUACCAGAAGCAAAUGUCCUCAUUCAGAUCUCAUCCCAUGGUGGCUCCAGGCGGCAGGAGGCACAGAGGCUAGGGCGGGUGCUCCGAGCUAAAAAAGGCAUGGUCGCAGAGGAGUACAAUGCCUUCUUCUACUCGCUGGUGUCCCAGGACACACAGGAAAUGGCUUACUCUACCAAACGCCAGAGGUUCUUGGUAGAUCAGGGUUAUAGCUUCAAGGUGAUCACAAAGCUAGCGGGCAUGGAGGAGGAAGAGCUGGCGUUUUCCACUAAAGAGGAGCAGCAGCAGCUGUUACAGAAAGUGCUGGCAGCCACCGAUCUGGACGCUGAGGAAGAGGUGGUGGCUGGAGAAUUCGGCUCCAAGUCCAGCCAGGCAUCACGCCGCUUCGGCACCAUGAGUUCCAUGUCCGGGGCCGACGACACGGUAUACAUGGAGUACCACUCAUCCCGGAGCAAGGCCACCACGAAACACGUGCACCCCCUCUUCAAGCGCUUCAGGAAGUGACGCCCUCGCGGCCUAGCUGGCUGAACCCCGACCCCUGGCGCCUGCACUGGGCAGGGAUCUUGAGUGCAUAUCCACGUGCUGUUGUGCAGUGAGCCCAGCUGAGCCAGCCGGGGUCUGCCACCUGCUGUGUGUUCUGCCAUGUGCUCAUCAGGGUUUAAAAACUAAGCAGACUGUUUAGACAAAUGAGGGCGUGGGUCUUUCCUGUAUAUUAAAAUUUGUAAUAUGUAAGGUAUAUUUAUCUUCAUGUUCUCCUAAAGCAUAAACGGAACAUUUUGCCACUCUUGGCUGUGAGGCCUUUUUAUGCCUUGGCUCUGUCGUGGGUUGUGUUCAUAUGACCACCAUCCCGCAGGGUACAGAGGAGUAAGGUGGAGCCCAUCCCCUGGGCACUGCUGGAGAGACACAGCCCACGCACUGCUGGGACAAGCCCUAGGGAACCUGGAGAGCGCAUCCAGUAGAGGGAAGAGCCCAGGCAUUUAGCCAUGGUCUCCAUCCCUGGGUAGCUCUUCUGGGUUUGGACGUGGCCUUCAAUUUCCCUCAUAGCCUGGUCUGAGGUUAACACUCAGGAUGUAUAGGCUCUCCAGUCGCUGCCAGGCAUCCUCCCUUGGGAAGCCAUUGUGCACAUGGCUCCUGCAGGGGCUGCUUCUUGCAGGGACCCAUCUCUGAUUCCUCCCUUCAAACAGCAUAAAUGCCACUAGGUGGCUGGAUUCCUUUUCUAGUAGCAGUUUCCUGUAUGCUCCCCCUUUUAUUCUCCCUCCCUGUCUUUCGUCUCUUCCUCCUUCCUUCUCUUCUUCCAUUCCUUCCCUCCCAAAUGUACACAGUGGCCUUGGACCAAAGCCGGGAACUCAAUCCAUGUCUCCCUGGUGGGUGGCAGGAACCCACGUACUUGAGUCAUCACUGCCGUCCCCAAGAGUUCAUUAAAAGGAAGGUAGAGUCAGGAGCUGGACAUCGAACCCAGGCUCUCCAACCGUGGUGGUCCUGGCUGAGCUGGCUGAAGCUGGGAGCCUGAGGCCACAGCCAGGUCUCCCGUGUAGGUGAUAGGAACCCAAUCACUUGAGCCAUCACUGCUGCCUUCCAGGUCUGCACUGACAGUAUGUUAGCGUAGGGAACCAGAGCUGGGAACUAAAUCUAGGUUCCUGUGUGGGCCGCAGGUGGCCUAACUGCUAGGCCAAAUGCCCAUCUCUCCUUUACACUUAAAAAGGGCUUGGUGCUGGAGCCAUCAUUGUGACACAAUGGGUUAAGCUGCCACCUGCAGUGCCAGCAUCCCAUAUUGUCACUAGUUUGAGUCCCAGCUGCUCUACUUCCUGAACUAACUCCCUGCUAAUGUGCCUGGGAAAGCAGCAGAAGAUGGCCCAAGUGCUUGAGUCCUGCACCCACAUGGGAGACCCAGAUGGAGCUCCAGACUCCUGGCUUCAGCCAGGUCCAGCCCUAUGGCCAUCUGGGGUGUGAACCAGCAGAUGGAAAAUCUCUCUGUCUCUCCCUCUCUCUCUUUGUGACUUUCAAAUAAAUAAACAAAUCUUUAAGGGGGGGGGGGCGCUGUGGUGCAGCGGGUUAACACCCUGGCCUGAAGCGCCGCCAUCCCAUAUUGGCACUGGUUCAAGUCCUGGCUGCUCCUCUUCCCAUCCAGCUCUCUGCUGUGGCCUGGGAUAGCAGUGGAGGAUGGCCAGGUCCUUGGGCCCCCGCACCCGCAUGGGAGACCCGGAGGAAGCUCCUAGCUUCAGAUCGACGCAGCUCCGGCCGUUGUGGUCAUCUGGGGAGUGAGCCAGUGGAUGGAGGACCUCUCUCUGUCUCUACCUCUCUCUGUAACUCUAUCUUUCAAAUAAAUAAAAUCUUAAAAAAAAAAAAAAAAAAAAAAA
Oryctolagus cuniculus (rabbit) is the source of this 4314-nucleotide messenger RNA. It is a transcript of the gene ERCC3, whose product is annotated as ERCC excision repair 3, TFIIH core complex helicase subunit. Gene Ontology annotation, biological process: embryonic organ development; nucleotide-excision repair; hair cell differentiation. Gene Ontology annotation, molecular function: ATP binding; hydrolase activity; 3'-5' DNA helicase activity. The record is from RefSeq and is a predicted model, not a curated record. NCBI's taxonomy places the organism in Eukaryota, Metazoa, Chordata, Mammalia, Lagomorpha, Leporidae. Gene Ontology annotation, cellular component: nucleotide-excision repair factor 3 complex; transcription preinitiation complex; transcription factor TFIIH holo complex.